Molecule: messenger RNA, 1651 nt
Organism: Danio rerio (zebrafish)
Lineage: Eukaryota; Metazoa; Chordata; Actinopteri; Cypriniformes; Danionidae
Source: RefSeq, a predicted model, not a curated record
UUCCUACAAGUGAGUAACUUCCCUCACAAGCAGGUUUUGAACUAUGAGAGUAUGAAGCUUUUGUUUUUCCUGUGGACUUUGCCAGUAACUUCAGCAGCAAACAGUUCAUCUGUGUUUAGAAUCAGAUCAUCAUCCUAUCAUGUGGAAAGCUGAGUUUGUUAGUGUGGCAUUGUUGAUUUACACACUAUCCACCUCAGCAACCCCAGACAACCGCGUCACUUGUGUCUACUCUGAGAAAUGUAUGUUACCUUGCAAAUCUGACUACCAUAGUAUCAUUCACUGGUAUAAGGAUAAAGCACCAGUCCAUUCAUUCUACCGCGAUGCAGACCAGUUGGCGCAUCAGUCUGAAGAAUACAAAGGAAGAACAUCUCUGCUCCCAGCAUCUGAAAUAAACACAGGGAAUGUAUCUCUCAUGCUGAAAAACAUCAAGAUUCAAGAUGAAGGCAGAUACAAGUGCUACACCGCCAAUGAUAAAAGUAAUCAUGAGCAGUUUGUGUCUGUGUCUGUAGAAGCUCCAGUUAGGUCAUUGAUUAUCACAUUAGUACAUGAAACGGUCACCUGCACCACCAGUGGAGUUUAUCCAGAACCAGAUGUCCUGUGGUCUUCAUCAAACCCCCUGGCAAAGGAUCCAUUAAACAAUUUCAGCAAAACAGAAGAAAACCUGUCAACAGUGACCAGUAUAAUUAAAGUGCGCGCCAUCAAUGAAACAUACAAAUAUAACUGCUCAUUAAUCAAUAAAGACACAGGAACGAUACGUUAUACAGCUAUUCUGGAACAACAAGAACUCCCUGUGACUGAGUUCGAUUACGAAUGUCCGGUCACUAAGGGCUUGGACUAUACUCUUAUCUUGAAUUUCUCCACUACCGUCUUUAAAUAUGACACCAAAGCAUCUAUAAAUGAAAUCGCAGACCAAUGGAAACCCAAAAUCACAUUUCAUCCAGAAACUGGAACCAUUAAACUCUCCCAUCUUAAUGAAGAACAAUCAGGGAAAUACACAUUGGACUGCACUACAGGCCAGUACAGACACAUUGUAACAGCUACACUUCUGCAAGGAGGUAUGGAAAUUGCCCACAUAAUUAUCGGUGUUAUCGUCAGUUUUAUUAUUAUUGCUGCCAUUGUUUUAGUCGUAAUAUACAGAAAAAAACUGCAGAAGAUAUUUUGUAAAAAACAAAAGACAUCAGAUCAUAGCUCUGAAGAGAUGAAGGAAAAGCAAGGAAAAACCAAUGGAACAUCCAAACUGGAGAACUCUGUGAUAUAAAACAAACUUUGCCUCUCAUUCAACAUUCAACAGGAAAAGGCCCUGAACAAACUACCAGCAUUAAGACCUUCAAGCUUGAAGAUUUUAGACAAUGUUUUUUUUUGUAUACUGAAGGACUUCCGUCUUCUACCCUUCUAAUUUUCAACAUGCUUCAACCUCUGACAGAAGAGGAUAGAUCAGAUUCCAGUCAUCAUUCCAUCGACUCAAUGUCCUAUCCAACAUGAAACCAGUUUCUGUGAAUUCCACAGCAGACCGAAAAAAACAACCACUAAAAGGUGUCACUGAGACAUCUCAUCUCAAGUUUUAUCAAACAUUUAUGCGUGCGUGAAAAAUAGAGAUUUUGAAGAAUAUGGGUAAAAAGGCCAUAAGUUUACCCGCAUUUCCAUAUAUAUA